Messenger RNA from Xenopus tropicalis (tropical clawed frog), 1219 nucleotides. It is a transcript of the gene rgr, whose product is annotated as retinal G protein coupled receptor. The transcript is spliced from 7 exons. Gene Ontology annotation, molecular function: G protein-coupled receptor activity. Gene Ontology annotation, cellular component: membrane. Gene Ontology annotation, biological process: G protein-coupled receptor signaling pathway; phototransduction; visual perception. Lineage: Eukaryota; Metazoa; Chordata; Amphibia; Anura; Pipidae. The record is from RefSeq and is marked provisional. Bases 4 to 891 code for a protein of 295 amino acids.
AACAUGGUUACCUCUUACCCUUUGCCGGAAGGAUUCACAGAGACUGAGGUGUUUGCUAUUGGUACCACUCUUCUAGUUGAAGCUCUGCUUGGUCUCCUUUUAAAUGGCUUGACACUCCUUUCUUUCUACAAAAUCAGAGAGCUUAGAACCCCUAGCAACCUGUUCAUAAUAAGCCUUGCAGUGGCAGACACUGGACUGUGCCUGAAUGCAUUUGUGGCAGCCUUCUCCAGUUUCUUGAGGUAUUGGCCAUAUGGCUCUGAAGGAUGCCAGAUUCAUGGAUUUCAAGGAUUUGUAGCAGCUCUUUCUAGUAUAGGCUCUUGUGCUGCAAUAGCUUGGGAUCGUUACCACCAAUACUGCACACGUAGCAAGCUUCACUGGAGUACAGCAGUCUCAGUGGUUUUUUUUAUCUGGGGAUUUUCCGCAUUCUGGUCUGCAAUGCCUCUGUUUGGCUGGGGUGAAUAUGACUAUGAACCUUUAAGAACCUGCUGCACUUUGGACUACAGUAAAGGAGACAGAAAUUAUAUCUCAUAUCUAUUCACAAUGGCUUUCUUUGAGUUCCUUGUGCCCCUCUUCAUCUUAAUGACCGCAUAUCAGUCAAUAUAUCAGAAAAUGAAGAAAAGUGGUCAGAUCAGGUUUAACACUAGCAUGCCUGUAAAAUCACUUGUUUUCUGUUGGGGGCCAUAUUGUCUGCUGUGCUUCUAUGCUGUCAUCCAGGAUGCAACAAUUCUGUCUCCAAAACUGCGCAUGAUACCUGCUCUCUUGGCCAAGACUUCACCUGCAGUGAAUGCCUAUGUAUAUGGACUCGGCAAUGAGAAUUACCGUGGAGGCAUUUGGCAGUACCUUACAGGACAGAAACUUGAAAAAGCAGAAACUGAUAACAAGACCAAAUAAAGUUAUUUAAUUUAGGAACAAAAGCUAUUAUUUUUCCCAUCUUUUUCACCCUAGUGCAGAAAAUAGAAAAGAAGUUUCAUAUUAUUUUGAUAUAUUUUGUUGCACAUAAACAAGGUCAAUGCACUGCAGCCCAAACAGCUUGAAGUCAGUCUUAUGUAAUUGUUAUCAUGCCCUUGUUAUAUUAAUGUAUGCACAGCUUCUUUAUUGGUUUUUAACUCUCUCCAAAUGUAUCUGAUUAUUUUAUUGCUGAACGUUGACUUGAGAAGAAGGCUGGUAUCCUUGUACCAUUAUCUUGAAAAUAAAUAAAACUUGUAUGGCUGAAACCACA